AUGUAUUCAAUUCACGCAUAUUGUGAUGGAAUAUCAACACCAUUCAUUUUUGCAUUACUUCCAUCCAAAUCAGAAGAAGAUUAUUUUCAUCAAUUUGCGGUAAUAUUCAGAAAAAUGAUGGAAUUUCAAUUAAUUAUUCGCUUACGAACAUUCACAAUUGAUUUUGAAUUAGGCGUUUCAAAGUUAUUCACUAAAUAUUACCCAAUUGUAACUGUUAAAGGUUGUUUAUUUCAUUACGGACAAAGUCUUUUUCGUAAAUUUGUUGAACUUGGUUUAAAAACUCCAUAUAAGGACGAUGAAAAUCUUCGCGAUUGGUUUAGAUCGUUCGCAGCAUUAUCAUUAUUACCAAUAGCACAUCUGUGGUGCGGAUUACAGCAUUUAAUUCGUACUAAACCAGCUUAUGCGAAUAUUACACAAUUUCCUGAUUAUUACCAUCAUACAUAUGGUCCGUUUGGUCGAUUUCCACCACAUAUGUAUAAUCAUCAUCACAAUGUAAUGCCUCGCAUAAUUAAUUAUUUGGAAGGCCGCCAUUCAAGAAUAAAAAAACAUGUAAAUGCACCACAUCCUUAUAUUUACGUUUUCAUUGAUAUACUGCAGAAAGAACAAUCGCUAGCAUCAUUAGCAAGAUUACGGGAUGAUACGGGUGCACCAGCUCCAAAACGAAGAAAAAAUAAGAUAAUAACAGAUGAAUGUUUAAUGGAAUUAUGGCAACGUUAUGACGAUGGACUGAUUGAUAUUCCAAGUUUCUUAAGGGCUCCUGGUAUGAGAUACUUUCAAUGUCCUUCCAAAAGUUGA
Messenger RNA from Didymodactylos carnosus, 795 nucleotides. NCBI's taxonomy places the organism in Eukaryota, Metazoa, Rotifera, Eurotatoria, Philodinida, Philodinidae. The record is from the annotation of a GenBank genome assembly.